Molecule: messenger RNA, 201 nt
Organism: Arctia plantaginis
Lineage: Eukaryota; Metazoa; Arthropoda; Insecta; Lepidoptera; Erebidae
Source: the annotation of a GenBank genome assembly
AUGCGCGUGUACAGACCGAGCGCUCAAGAUCGGUGCCGGUCUUAUGAUAACGACCUAGCAAACGACCGUAUUUGUAAAACGCAAAUAUAUAGACUAGAAGCUAUACACAGGAUUGGCAACAAAGCCGGCAGCGACUCAGACAAAGCUAGAACAUGCCUCACUCCAGUGUCAGCUUGUCUCACAGAAACUACUGAGUACUAA